Cyprinodon tularosa is the source of this 3783-nucleotide messenger RNA. It is a transcript of the gene tmem269, whose product is annotated as transmembrane protein 269. The record is from RefSeq and is a predicted model, not a curated record. Gene Ontology annotation, biological process: phospholipid biosynthetic process. NCBI's taxonomy places the organism in Eukaryota, Metazoa, Chordata, Actinopteri, Cyprinodontiformes, Cyprinodontidae. Gene Ontology annotation, molecular function: phosphotransferase activity, for other substituted phosphate groups. The coding region runs from base 1788 to 2558 and encodes 256 amino acids. Gene Ontology annotation, cellular component: membrane. The transcript has 6 exons.
CUAAGGCUCUAAUUGACUGUACCUUUUAUCGUUUCUUGUUCCAUAUUUUGUCCAACACUCCUCCUUUCCCCUCAACCAUUGAUAUUUAUUCCACUCUCAGUAUCCAGGGUCAACUUGCAAAGACCCUUUAUGGCUAACACCCUGGUGCAGGAUGUCUGCUGGAUAAAAGUUAAGUCAUUUGGGCGAUUAUUUUUACCGUGAAAUACUAUCCACAUAAAAUAAAUCUAAAUUAAAGUUCAAUAUUUCCGAGAAGCUGAAUCAGAGGCUUCCAUUAGCUGUUAGCAGUAAUCAUCAGAAUUAUCCUUAAAAUAUUCCCUGGUGUGUAAUUUAUAAUACUGUAUUUUAUUUUGUCUUUUGAAUUAAAAUAUUGAAGCAAAGAAAGUUUUUAUGAUAUUCUAAUUUACUGACAUACACCUGAAUAAUAAAUUUGAUCCUAUAUGUAUGGAGUAAGAUAACUGCCAAUAAAGACGUGUAGGUUUCUGAAUUUGUAAAUGUAAGUCAAUAACACUGUAUAGAUUUAACAUAUGUAUUUGUUCUGUGUUGUUAAUCAUGUGACAUCACAUGUUUCCUCUGUCGGAAUACAAGUUCAGACGUCGCCACCACAUGUCGGAAAAUCCGAAGUACGAUUGCAAAAUAUUUUUUCAUGUGAUUCAUGUGAAGUUUGUGGUUUCGGAAUUUGUGAUUUUUACUUGUAAAUUUUUAAUUCGCACCGGCGGUAAAUAUAUGAUUCCUUCUUAUACAUUGUUAAGUUCUUAUCAUGCAUUUGUUGUUUGUAGUCAAUACUUCUCAUGAAUUUUUAGAUCUCAUAUAUAAUUAUUAAUUAAUUCUUCUAAAUUUGUAUUUUUAAAUGUGUUCUUGGUCCUCAUAAAUCUGCGAUUUGUACUGAGAAACUUUCACACUCAGACAUUUUUGUUGAUACAGGUAAAUUUGUUCCUUUUUUGUGCUUGUUUCCUUGUAUUGUGGCCGAGUUCUACUGUACCUUUAUAACUUGCAUUCGCACAAUGAAACAUAUGAUAUACAGGUUUUAUUGACUUACAUUUAUACAUUUAGAUUUUUUUAUCAAUAGUUAUCCUAUUCCAUAUAUAUACUCUCUGUUUCAUACAUGAUUAUUAAAAUUUUGUACAAAAGAUGCUAGUUUAGCAUUUUCCACAUAAUUUUUUGUUCAUGUAUGUGAAAUGAGCAGAUUUUGUUGACAGUUUUUAUAUUUACAAGCUACAAAAUGCUAUGUUAUUAAAGCUAAAUAUCUUAACCGUCAGUCAGUUAAUGUCUUAGAUGUGUUUUUAAAGCAGUUUAAUAUCAAAGGGUAGUCAGCUGAGUUACCUUAGUAAGUUUAUUUCUCUUUAUUCUGGGUCUGCACCCUGACUUGAGAGUUUUCAUUGUUUUUCCAUGUGCUCUCUUUAGCCGUUACCUGGUAACAUGGAAAGGGAUUACAUAACAUGGUCCUUCCCAUCAUGCUUUGCACUCAUUAGACUGGAAUCCACAAAUAGAGACCUGCUUCAAAUUGACAGUGUUUGGCUCUGGAUUUAUCUUUUUUCUUUUAAUUACCAGCCAAGAGAUCACAAUAUCCCCCACAGACUCUCACACACGUGUGUUGCUCUCUAAUGGUGUUUACUAUGUUUAAAGUCAAAAGAUAUAAUAUUAAGACAUCUUAAAAGCAGUGUGUUGUUAUGUUAUUUUGACAUGCCAGGUGAUAACUUUUAGAUAAAGUCCAGCAUGAAAUAGUGGAGAGAAAAACGCAUGCUGUCAAGUGAACGUUUGUUUUUUGGCUUUGUGCUUUGUCUCAUACGAUGUUUUCUUUCAGAUGCAUUCGCCUGGCUUUGGAAUCAAAGGAAGUUCAGGGAGAAAAUCUCGUGAAAGAUUUCUUCCAGUACGCCAACAAGCUCCUCCUGAGCGAUCAUGCCACAGGCUUCCAGAUCAAGGAGGUUGUGCGGAAAAACGCUGCUAAUGCUCUGUCUGUGGCCAACAUGGUCAUGGGCAUGGCCUCCAUCCUCAGCAGCCUGAACGGGCACCAUCACGCGGCAUGCUGGCUGGUUCUGAUUGGGUACCUCCUAGAUUUGGCAGAUGGAGCGGUUGCCAGGCAACUUAAUGCCUGCUCGGCACUGGGUGCAAAGCUGGAUGAUUUUGCAGACUUUACCACGUUCGGGAUCGCUACAUCUCUGCUGCUGAGGACAUCCGACCUGCUGGACAACGUCCUAUGCAUGUGCUACGUGCUGUCCGUGUUCGUCCGGCUCUGUUUCUUUUCUAGUGGUAUUCCAUUCAUGUACCGCGGCCUCCCCUGCAUCUACUCCUCAGCCAUCCUAGCCAGCGCCUCCUUGCUGUCUGGAGGAAACAUGACAGUUUUACGGGUCAUAGCAGUGGCCAUGAUUCUCUUUAUGAUCAGUCAGAAUUUCUAUCCCCAUGAUAAAGUGCUGGAGUCUCAGACCUGGAAGAAGGUGGUGUAUGCUGGGGGAGUUGCCAUGGUAUUCUGCUCUUCCUUCCCCCCUGCAUGUGUCUACUACCUGCUGUGGUCUGUCUCUUACAUUCUGUUUCCCACAUCACUUUGGAGCUGUAAACUGUAAAGUAAUGCAUACGUUUACGAGCUGCUGCAGCUUUGUAGCUCGGGAGAAGAAAUACUCAUUACUUCAUGGCAAAAAAUUCUCUAUUUUUGAUCUUUUAUGCUGAUGUGAAACUUGACUGAGAAGACUUGGCAAAGAGGAGCAAGGAUUGGUUUCUUUUCCUUCAGUGUUACCAAUGAGGAUUAACUUGUCUUAUGUCUUCUUUAGUCUGUUGCAUUAACACCAAUCGGAGGGAUCGUUUUCAUCAGGUUUGCCUCCACGUUUUAUCUGUUUUUAUCAGUAUUAUUUAUCAGCAGUGUUGAAAACAGGAGGCAGCAGGGGAACGUCGCCUUUUUUUUAAGAACAGUACGAAAGGAAAAGUUUGUUGUGUAAAAAGAUAACCUCAGUUCUCUCUUCUUUAAUAUUUCUUUCAUUUUAAUAUUUUUAUAUUAUGUUUUUACACCAGAGAUAGUUCAAUAGGUUUCUCUGCAGGCGCUUUCCUGCAGGAAUAGAUCUCUGCUGCAUACCAUAGAUAAACAUAAGUGACAGAGUUGCAGGCAUUAUUUAAAACAUUAAUUCACCAAGUUGGGGUCCCUUAUCAACCAGUAUCUUGAUAAUUUCACAAAAAUUAUGUUAGAGUUCUUUAAGAUUUAAAAGCAUCACUUAAAAAUAAACAAAACCUCUUAGAUUAUUGAUGCUGUUUUAAUAAUAUUACUCCGGUGUUAAACUGAUUUUAAAGAAAUCUUCCCUUAGCGAAUGACUCUGGUGCCUUUUUGUGGGUCAGAGUCUUAAAAGUUGUGAAAUUUCCACCUUAAAAGCUCGACUUCUAUAAAAUCAGCAUGUUAAACGGGAUCAUAGAUGUUAAAAAAAAAACUGGUUUAACAUAAUAAUGCUAUUUAUAUUAUUUGAUGUGCGGUUUUGGUUGUGUUCUUUUUUUUGCUAACCCUUGCAUUCACUGAUUGCAAACAUUUCUUUACGUAGAACUCUUCUACAUUUUCCUAUAUUGCAAAUACAUCUGCGAACUGCUGCAUUAGCUUCCUAUUGUCUGCCUCUGUUUUAGGAGGCAUUGAAAUAGUCAGUAAACCAACACUAUCACCCACAGAGCGCCAUGCUAUUUCUGUGUCAACCCCUAAGUUCACUGUGAGAAUUUCUGGUCACUUCUUCAAAUAGAAUGUCACAUCUGCAGCCUGAAAAUUGUUCUUUGGGGAUUUGUGGCUUUAAACUUGAUAAUCAGGUGCUUUAAACCCUG